Molecule: messenger RNA, 1701 nt
Organism: Suillus subalutaceus
Lineage: Eukaryota; Fungi; Basidiomycota; Agaricomycetes; Boletales; Suillaceae
Exons: 9
Coding region: 48-1607 (519 amino acids)
Cellular component (GO): NuA4 histone acetyltransferase complex
Molecular function (GO): protein binding
Source: RefSeq, a predicted model, not a curated record
GGAGACUGAAGGAUCGACAGGACUUGUGAGGAGAGUCUCGGGUAGUCAUGAGUCCAUUAACCAACGUAGAAUGUCUUUUACUCGCACAAGCAGUGUACGAGUACGGCGCAAAUGCUUGGCAGCAAGUCUCAAAGCUACUCUCAAAGCAUCCCAUAACUUCUCGUCCAAAAACUUUCUUUUCCGCUAAUUCUUGUCGCGAUAUAUAUGCUCGCCUGAUGAAUGAUGCUCAGCUUGAGUGCACCGAGUCUGACCCGAAUGCUCCACAUGCUCUUGUGAAUCUCAAGCUUGCCCAGAAGUUCUAUACUGCACGUCUCCUGGAGUUGCGUGACUUGAUUGCAGCAGAGGAAGUCAAGUUCAAAUCUAUCGUUGCAGAAAUUCAAGAUAUUCGGGCUGGAAAAUGGGACGAUAAGAUUCGUGCCAAGCUCUCUGGGACAGAAUUCGAGCACGAGGCAGAACACAAUACUGCACCUACACAGAGUGAAACAGUCGUCGAAUUCGAGGUCAUCCAGGAGCAAGAACGUGAACCUACCCCCCACCCAGAAGAAGUGGAAGAAGAACCAGUCCCUGUGCAGGAACCCGAGAACACUGAACCUGAUCAAACCCCCGAACCAGUCCCUGUGGAAACAGAAUCCUCUCACCCGCCACAAACCGAGGAACACGAGCCUGAGAAUGAAAAUGAUGAGCAGCCAAUCGAACUCGACGAACCCGUAGCCUCAACCCACGAGGACGAAACAGAACAGUCUGAAUGGGAGCAACAACCCACGUCCCCAGACGAUGAAGCAACUGAGAUAGAGGCAAUAUUGACACCUGGCGCCCCAGAGGGGUCUGUUGAGGAAGAAGCUAGCCAACAGUCACCCGAACACGAUGAGGAGUCACCUGUCCAUGAGGAAGAGACACUCGAACGUGACGAGGAGGAGGCGUGCCACGUACAUGACACCGAACACUCCCAUACUGAACCAGAGCAAGAGACAUCUAUAGAAGUCGAUGCGGAGCAGAACUUAUCUGUUGAUACAGAGACAAGUUCACAAGCCAAACGCAAGGUGGACGAAGUGGAAGUUGACGAUAGUGAAGGCACUGAAGAGCCCAACAAGAAACGUUUACGUGAGGAGAGCUCGCCUCCUACACCAGGAGAGGAGGAACAAGUCACCACACGUCCCCGGGGCGACACAACAAGCAGCGAGCAACGCCCUUCCACACCCCUCCAAUCUGGUCCAUCCGGCUCCACCGCCCAAUCCACAACUCAAACUCAACCCAUUGCUAACAAGCGCUUCCAGGCUGUCAUCAACCUCCUACAUUCUCAAAUCUCACAACACCGUAACGGUAAUAUCUUUCACAAUCCUAUCAAACCGACCGAAGCGCCCGAUUACCACGAUAUCAUCAAGCGCCCCAUGGACUUGAAGACUAUCAAAGCAAGGAUCAAAGAUGGAGUUAUCAGGACCUCAAGAGAUUUUCAGAGGGAUGUGUAUCUAAUGUUUGCUAAUGCGAUAAUGUAUAAUAGGCCAGGGAGUGAUAUCGCGUUGAUGGCGGAAGAGAUGAUGCUUGAGAGCGAGAAUCAUAUCAAUUCCUUCCGGCAAACAGAAGGUUACUUGCGCAAUACCCGCGCGUGAACCAAUGUUAGGGGGAGUUCGCAUGAAUAUAUGCUUUGCACUGGAGAUGGCAACGCCUCUCACGCGUUGCUCGGAUGUCAGAAAUAACCAUUGC